AUGCGCCGCCUAUAUCGUCAUCUUGCUUCCUUUUUCUUACUCCCUUCCUGCCCUGGAAACACCAUACAAUCCAUCACAUCAUAUCCUGCCAAUGCACUAUUACGCAGCUUUCGGCACGUGAGUACGGAAACACCAGUUCGGAACCGGGUACACAAUAGGGAUAGUCAAAGCUGUCCAUUUUUUCCGCUGAUGGAUGACUGA
Messenger RNA from Saccharomyces cerevisiae S288C, 201 nucleotides. RefSeq lists its product as uncharacterized. The transcript has a single exon. The coding region runs from base 1 to 201 and encodes 66 amino acids. The record is from RefSeq and is marked reviewed. Lineage: Eukaryota; Fungi; Ascomycota; Saccharomycetes; Saccharomycetales; Saccharomycetaceae.